AGUUCAGACUCAGUGAGGAGCGGCUGUGCUGCAGUAAAUAUGGCUAUGAGGAGUGCGACCCGUGUGGAGGUGGAGACGGAACUCGAGGAGGAGGAGAGCUUUGGGCCGCAACUGGUUGCCCGUCUGGAGCAGUGUGGCAUCAGCAGCAGUGACAUCAAGAAGCUGGAAGAUGCUGGGUUUCACACUAUUGAGGCCGUAGCGUACGCACCCAAAAAGGAACUGCUGAACAUCAAAGGCAUUAGUGAAGCCAAAGCUGACAAGAUCCUGACGGAGGCUGCUAAGAUGGUACCGAUGGGAUUCACCACGGCGACAGAGUUUCACCAGCGCAGAGCUGAAAUCAUCCAGAUCUCCACUGGAUCAAAAGAGCUUGAUAAACUCCUACAAGGAGGAAUCGAGACGGGCUCUAUCACCGAGAUGUUUGGGGAAUUCCGGACAGGAAAGACGCAGCUGUGUCACACGCUGGCCGUCACCUGCCAGCUGCCCAUAGAUCAGGGCGGUGGGGAGGGAAAAGCCAUGUACAUUGACACAGAGGGAACCUUCCGUCCGGAGAGACUGCUGGCUGUAGCUGAGAGGUACGGGUUGGUGGGCAGCGAUGUGCUGGAUAAUGUGGCGUAUGCGAGAGCCUUCAACACAGACCAUCAAACACAGUUGCUUUAUCAGGCCUCUGCAAUGAUGACUGAGUCCAGAUAUGCUCUGCUGAUAGUAGACAGCGCAACAGCCCUUUACAGGACAGACUACUCCGGACGAGGAGAGCUGUCCGCUCGCCAGGGACAUCUAGGACGAUUUCUACGCAUGUUGCUCCGUCUCGCUGAUGAGUUUGGUGUUGCCGUCGUCAUCUCUAACCAGGUUGUAGCGCAGGUGGACGGAGCAGCCAUGUUUUCUGCAGAUCCCAAGAAGCCGAUUGGAGGAAACAUUCUAGCACAUGCCUCAACAACUAGAUUAUAUCUGCGGAAGGGUCGAGGUGAGACACGCAUCUGUAAGAUCUAUGACUCGCCAUGUUUGCCCGAGUCGGAGGCCAUGUUUGCUAUAAAUGCUGAUGGAGUAGGUGACGCCAAAGACUGAGAAGUUACACAGAUCAGAGGCUCUUCGUUACUGUGCACUCUGUUAAUGGAUAUACAAGAACAUCAGCCAGAGAAGAGGCUUCUGUGAAAUUAACAAAAGAAACAUUGUAUAUGUGGACCUAACUUAAGGAUACACAUUGUUUAGUCUGGAAUUAUAAGUGGGAUUCUUCCUGAAAUUUACAUUUCAGUACAGAAGACUGGGCAUGUGUAUAAUAUUAUUGGUUUAUUUACAGCUGUCAAGAUUGAUGGAGCUGAAUUAUUUGAGCAGGUGUAAUUAUUUUUUUGUUGCUGUGGUGUCAACUUUUUGUGUUAACAUCUUUAGUUUUGUCUGGACUGAU
Messenger RNA from Xyrauchen texanus (razorback sucker), 1399 nucleotides. It is a transcript of the gene rad51, whose product is annotated as RAD51 recombinase. Gene Ontology annotation, biological process: mitotic recombination; DNA strand invasion; reciprocal meiotic recombination. The record is from RefSeq and is a predicted model, not a curated record. NCBI's taxonomy places the organism in Eukaryota, Metazoa, Chordata, Actinopteri, Cypriniformes, Catostomidae. The transcript has 11 exons. Gene Ontology annotation, molecular function: ATP hydrolysis activity; DNA strand exchange activity; single-stranded DNA binding. Bases 40 to 1062 code for a protein of 340 amino acids. Gene Ontology annotation, cellular component: condensed nuclear chromosome.